AUGCCGUCGUCCUCGCCCGAUCGCGCCGCAGCGCCCAUCCGCGAGUCGGCCACCGCGCGCUCAUCGCUCUCCUCGCAGACCACCGAGCUCGGUCAGACACAGGCCGCCACCACCGCAACAUCGUCCUCGCAGCAGUUUGCCACCACGCCGUCAUCGUCCGCCGGUCUGCACAGCCGCAAGCCACAGGGCGCCAGCAAGCCUCACCCGGACCACGUCGACGUCGGCGCCGCACACCAGCACGACCCGCCUCGCCACCCUACUGACAACGAUGAACACGCCAACUCGUACCCGCUCUUUGCCGGCGACAAGCCCUGGUCGCAGCGCUCCUGGGCCUACGAGCUCACGCCCUUCCGCGGCAUGUGGUACGACGUCCGCCGCAGGAGCCCCUUUCUCCGCCACGACUGGACCUCGGCCUUUGAGCCCCGCAACUGGUGGACCAUUGUCAACAGCGUCUUCCGCAUGUACUUUAUCAACCUCAUGCCCGCCAUCGCCUACGUCAUCGACAUGAACUACCGCACCAACGGCGCCUACGGCAUCAACGAAGUCAUCCUCGCCUCCGCCCUCGCCGCCAUCGUCUUCCCCAUCUUCUCGGUCCAGCCCCUCACCUUUGUCGGCGUCACCGGCCUCAUCAACCUCGUCAACUACACCCAGUACAACAUCUUUGUCGGCUACUACAACUUUAGCCAGAUCGACUACCUCCGUAUCCAGGCUUGGUCCCUCAUCUGGUCCGCCGCCUUCCACUGGGUCGUGGCCGUCUUCAACGUGUGCGACUUUACCCGCUUCAUCACCGACAUGACCUCCGAGACCUUUGGCUUCUACGUCGGCAUCGUCUACAUCCAAAAGGGCAUCGAGCUCCUCAUCGAGGAGUUCAAGCCCGCCCCCCUCGACAACGCCACCGGCUGGUUCUCGGUGACCAUCGCCAUCCUCUUCACCGUCUCCGUCUACCUCGUCUCCAAGGUCGGAGCCACCUCGUACCUCCCCUUCCGCCUGCGCAACCUCGUCGGCAGCUACGCCUUCACCGCCGGCAUCCUCUUCUGGACCGGCUUCAGCCACUUUCCCGACUACUCUCUGCGCCGCAUCCCCAUCGAGCGCCUGCCCAUCACCAGGUCCUGGUUCCCCACCAUGGACCGCCCGUGGUUCAUCGACUUCUGGAACAUCGAGCUCAAGUACGUCUUUGUCGGCGCUCCGCUCGGCUUCCUCAUCAUGCUCCUCUUCUACUUUGACCACAACGUCAGCAGCGUCAUGGCCCAGGCGCGCCGCUUCCCCGUCCGCACCCCGGCGGGCUUCCACUGGGACUUUUUCCUGCUCGGCGUCACGACGCUCGUCGCCGGCUUCCUCGGCCUGCCCGCGCCCAAUGGGCUGGUGCCGCAGGCCCCCGUCCACACCGAGACGCUGUCGGUCUUCAAGCAGGUCGACAAGCCCGACGAGGAGCAGGAGGUGGCCAUGGACAAGCCGGUCCAGCGCGGCGAAAAGCGUGGCAGGGGUCGGGCGGCCGAGCUGCCCACCCGCACGGUGCGCCGGCAGCACGUCGUCAACACGCGUGUCGUCGAGCAGCGCGUCUCGCACCUCGCCGUCGGCCUGCUGACGCUGGGCACCAUGACGCGGCCGCUGCUCGUGGCGCUCGGCACGAUGCCCAAGGCCGUCUUCGCCGGCGUCUUUGUCCUGGUCGGCUGGGCCUCGAUCGAGCGCAAUAACAUCACCAUGCGCACCCUUGCCAUCUUCCGCGACCGCCAGAUGAUGCCGGCCGACGAGCCUCUCGCGCCCAUCCGCCGCCGCAAGAUCGCCCUCUGGGUGGGCAUCCAGUGGCUCUUUUUCGCCAUGACGAUCGCCAUCAGCCAGACCAUCGCCGGCAUCGGCUUCCCGGUCAUCAUCACGCUUCUCAUCCCCUUCCGCUACUUUGUCGUGCCCCGGUGGUUCUCUCCGCUCGAGCUCAAGGUGCUCGACGCGCCCACCUCGGACGCCGACGUGGUGCUCGCCUCGCUCGGCCACGAGACGGAGCGCGUGACGGGCCGCGGCGUCGAGGUGGCGCUCGACACGGGCAUCGCCGGCGACCUCUACGACGGAGGCAAGAAGCGCGACGACGACAGCUAUGGCGACGAUGGAAACCAAGCUGCGGCUGGCGCUCUUCGAAGCCAGCACGGCGGGGCUGCGGCUAGCGAGAAGACCGUCUACGCGGACGCGGAAAAGUCGGUCGGCGGCGUCGGUGGACACCGGCCGAUGCAUGCCCAGGAUGAGGGGACGAGGGCGACUGGCCCGGCGGCCAUGAGCAGCGGCAUCGCCGCUGGUACCGCCGGGCUCGCAGCCGACGAGGCCAAGGAGGAGAGCAAAGGCGGCGGCGCUGCAUCCACGCACAGCGGUCAGGAUCACGUCCUCGCCUCGCAGCCUGCAGGGCAGCAGAGCGAUCAAGUCGACGCGGCUAUCCUCGUGCAGCAGCAGCAGCAGCAGCAGCAGAAGGACGAAGCCAAGAGGGCCAAGGAGGCAGAGGUCGUAGCCGCGCAGCAAAGGAAGGCCGAGGAAAAGCGGGCCAAAGAGGAGAAGAAGGCAGGGGAGAAGCGCGUCAAGGACGAGAAGAAGAGGGCAAAGGACGAGGAAAAGCAGCGCAAGAAGGCGGCCAAGGACGAGGAAAAGAGGCGCAAGGAAGACGCCAAGCGCGAGGCCGCCGAGGCCGAGAGGGAGAAGAAGGCACAGAAGGACAGGGAUGCCGCCCUCGCCGCCGGCGUUGCGGGUGCUGCAACCGCCGCGGCCACUGCUGCCGGAGGCGAUGCGGCCAAGGAGGAGGGAGAGGACAAGUCACCCGACGCAAAGUACGAGCAGGUCGAAACGGCUGAGCCGGACCCUCUGUCGAGCACGGCACCCCAGAUCUCGGCCGACGUCCUUCCCGUUCCGGGAGCCUCUUCGUCACUGACGCCGGCGAGUGCAGGCGGGGACCGACCGCCGCGUCUGUCGACGUCGAGCAGCAUCAAGCGCAAAGCCGUGCCGCGCCUCUCGAUGACCGACGAGGAGCCGCAGGCCGCCGCGAUAGCAGAGGCACCUGCUGCCUCGAUCGCCGCGAGCAAUGAUGCAGCCGCGACGUCGUGGAGCAACCCCACUGGCGUCGACUCGAUCCCAACCUCUCCUGCGACGACGGCGGCGGCGGGCAAGAGGGGAAAGCGGCACAUUGUGGCCAUCGAGAACCCGGUACGAGGGGCCGGCUCGCCGCCUCCUCCCGUCCAGUGGCGCAACGACGGCGAGAGCGAUGCCUGA
Molecule: messenger RNA, 3243 nt
Organism: Pseudozyma flocculosa PF-1
Lineage: Eukaryota; Fungi; Basidiomycota; Ustilaginomycetes; Ustilaginales; Ustilaginaceae
Exons: 1
Coding region: 1-3243 (1080 amino acids)
Biological process (GO): borate transport; monoatomic anion transport; transmembrane transport
Cellular component (GO): plasma membrane
Molecular function (GO): solute:inorganic anion antiporter activity
Source: RefSeq, a predicted model, not a curated record